Messenger RNA from Daphnia carinata, 2212 nucleotides. RefSeq lists its product as uncharacterized. The transcript has 8 exons. Bases 120 to 2144 code for a protein of 674 amino acids. The record is from RefSeq and is a predicted model, not a curated record. Lineage: Eukaryota; Metazoa; Arthropoda; Branchiopoda; Diplostraca; Daphniidae. Gene Ontology annotation, cellular component: membrane.
CGUAACUGUUUAUCAGAUAGGAUCAGAUGCGGUGCAUACGUAUACAGGUUUCCAUCUCGGUAGUUACUUUGUCAACGUGUUCUAACUCGAAUCGGCGUCGAAAAGUUUGACCAAACGACAUGAAUGAAGACCAUCCCAAAUGCACUGAAAAAGUAGAAAAUAUCCAUGGGCUUGAUACGGAAGUAAUCCGGGACGAGGUUAAGAAGAAAGGAUUUGCAUUACUGAUUCACGACUUUAAAGAGCGCAAAUUAAUUCCAGUUAAAUUCCUUAGCUUAAUCGUCUUUUCCGGUUAUGGAGUACUGCUGCCAUUUUUUUCCAUUCAUAUGAAGUCAUUAGGAAUCAGUGUCGAAGAAACGGGUGCCAUUUAUGCAGUGUCUAGCAUUAUUGGUGUGUUGACUCCGCUCUGUACGGGUAUGAUGGCUGAUAAAUUAGGCAAUUUCAAGAUGCUGUUGAGCUUGUCAUUUGGGUUAGCUAGCAUUAGUGCGCUUCUCUUCUUGCUCGUUCCAGUGGGAAGGAUGUCAGUUGAUUAUCCAGUUAACACUUCGUUCGUUGUUGGCUGUCACGACGCUUUCAACCUGGCAGAUCAUUCUUCACCUGUAUCUGUUUUUACGAACUUUGACACGAAGGAAUGCGAGUACAAGGUGGGACAUAACCUUGGAAACGGUAUAGCUAACAUUUCAGUAGUAUUAAAAGAAUGCGGUUACAUGUGUUACCAUAACAACGAACCUUACGACGAGGAUUACUCUGAAGCCUAUGUGGUAUCCGAACUACCAUCCAUGGCGAAUUUUACACAAACUUUUCGUGACGCAACUUUUUUCCCCGACGACUGGAUUCUAAAUGGAUGGUGUACUCGACAGCCCGGCGAAGAGGUUUUCUGUGAAGAAAAUCGAGAAACAGGCACAUCACUGAACGCUACGCUUGCAUUAGACUGGUCCAACAACAUUGCCAAUAAAUCCAGAAGAUUUCCUGUUAUAUGGAUUGCACUGGAGGACGGUGGCCAGAUAAAUAAUGAGCGUAUAUUUAAUGCAAAACAAUUAUGCGACUCACGAGAUGACGAGCGGAAAGUUCACCAGACAGCUUACGUGAAAUAUUUGAACGACAGCGAUAAGAACUCCUACCAGUUUUGUCGGCCACAAUGCACUGUACUCUCUAGUCGCUCCGAGCUAUGUUCCAACAUGGCCCAAGAGAAAAUCUUCAAUCCUCAGCUGACUUUUUGGCUUUAUAUGUUGUUUCGUUGCAUUUUUGAAGUUUUGCUUGGUGGUUCUGCUACAUUGUUUGAAGGAGCUGUAUUGGCUUUAGUGUCCGAAGUCCGAGGCGAUUACGGUUUUCAAAAAGUUUUUGGAUUUAUAGGAGUAGCUAUAUUUUCGCCAAUAUCUGGAGUUCUGAUUGACCAUACCAGUUCAGAUGAAAACAACCAAAAUUUCUGGGCAGCAUACUUCCUUUUUGCUGCAUUGUUUGGAAUUGCUUCCUUGGGGAUGCUAACGAUUGACCUUAAGUUCAAACCUCCAGCAGAAAAUGUGAUAAAAGACGUGAAAUCGUUAUUCCAAAACAUCGAACUGGAUGCUCUGCUAGUUAUUGCACUAGUGUUUGGAUUGUUGGUGGGUUGCAUGGGAAAUUAUUUGUUUCUGUUUUUAGAAGAGAUUGGAGUUAAUAAGUCAUUGAUGGGAUUGUCGGUCAUGAUCUCUUGUCUUGCAUCAAUUCCACUUCUUUUGUUUUCUGGAAGUAUUUGUCGGAAAUUCAGCUACCCCAACGUCAUAGUAUUUUGCUUUUCUGUUUCCAUCAUCCGUUUGAUAGGAUAUUCGUACAUCUCCAUACCAAGUUUGUGUCUGCUGUACCAAUCUUUAGAAGCUAUUACUGGAACUCUAGCCAUGACUACAGUCAUAAUCUAUGGGUCGCAAUUGGGCACAACAUCUACUGUGGCUUCCAUUCAAGGCCUGAUUUCAGCAACCUAUUUUGGUUUGGGCGCUGGAAUAGGAAGUUCUGUUGGUGGUUUCCUUAUUGGGGCGUAUGGUCAACGGACAACUUUCCGGAUUUUGGGAGUUAUGUCGUUUAUCACUGGUUUCUCCUACUUCCUCUUCAAUGUUUUCUACGUACGCCGGAGGAACGCCAACGUAAUUGGCAAUGGCAAUGCUGCAGCCAAUUGACAUUCGCCAUUCUCGGGGCGUUUCAUAUUAUUAGUCCUACUGCUUUUACUUCAGCAUACUACCCACUU